Molecule: messenger RNA, 912 nt
Organism: Osmia lignaria (orchard mason bee)
Lineage: Eukaryota; Metazoa; Arthropoda; Insecta; Hymenoptera; Megachilidae
Product: PRELI domain-containing protein 1, mitochondrial-like
Cellular component (GO): mitochondrial intermembrane space
Source: RefSeq, a predicted model, not a curated record
UGUCCAGAAUUAAUUCCGCUAGUGUACUCGCGAAUAACAAAAUAUUGGAAAAGAAACGGAUGUUUCUGUUUCUGACAACGGAAGAACGAUGUCACGUCAAAAUGUGGAUCUCGUAAAUAAAUCUUUACAACCAUACGAAUAAUGUCGUAUCAAAAAUAAAACCUCCAGAUGAAAUUAACGUACAAUUAAAGACGGCAUAUGAUCGAGGGAGAAAAGUGAAAGUUCCAGUCAAUGAAGGAAAGCGCAGAGAUAACUAUCCUUCCAUACUGCUGGUUAACCGUUUGCAAAUCAUUUUUCAAACGCUAUCCAAAUCCGUACGCUUCUCACGUUCUAUCAGAAGACACGGUGCAUCGAGAGAUAAAGGAUGGGAAAUUUUUAAAUCGAAGAAUCUUCUGCAAGACUACCGCUACUUCGUUACCCAAUUGGCUGGAGAAACUAGUGAAGAAACCUCAGGCACUGAUACUAGAGGAGGCUAUCGUCGACCUCUACGCGAAACGUUUGAUCUCGUUAACGAAGAACCUCGAGCACAAGAAGCUGGUGAUCGCAUCGGAGACGACCGAGUAUAUACCCAGCUACUUCGAUCCGAAUAAAACUGUAAUGACACGACGGACAAUUGUUCGAUCUCCUUUGAAAGGUCUCACGGGUCGAAUGAUCGAAAAAAUUUGUCACGUUGGCGCGAUUAGAAACGCUAAGCAAGCGGUGCAGGGAUUCUUGUACGUUUUAGCUCGAGACAAUGGAAGAACUCCAAGAGGACAGGAUAUCGCGUUCAGUUAAUUUCAUCAUAUGGCUCUAUGUAAUAUAUGGUGUAUUACAUUUACUUGUGUUUUUAUUUGAUUAUUUUUUAUGGUGGAUUAAAUUUCAAACCGAUUCACUUUUGUACACUCUGAAAACCCUGGAUUCUUAAUUCUACAA